AAUGACCCUAGUAACUUAAAGAAACAGGCAAGGCAAAGGAAAGGUACGUGAUCUCGUGAAUUACUUCAGAAUAAAUUCAGAAAUUUUAUUUAAGAACCACAGCAUUUUGUGAUUCGUUUGAAAAACCCUCUUUCUUUCUCUACCAAGUCAAUAAUGUUGGAUCAUUAACAUGGUUAAAACAAACCUUUUGAAGUUCAGAUGCAGCAUGUUACUCUUUCAACGACUAAGUUAAUAUUGAGGAGUUCUCGUAGUGAUUUACUUGAACCUUUGUUUAACAUCGAUUUAGUUCUUUCUCUCUUCAAAAGUGUACAUCUGCUCAUGUGACAUAAACAUUUUCUGGAUCCCGAUGAGAAAUUUUUACCUGUGUUUUGGUUUUGAACAGAUGAAGAGUACAAGGGAUGCUGAUAAAACUGAAUCUGAUCUGCUUGGCAAGUUUGAUUACGCAUGGAAUAAGGGAAGUAAUGGUCCUCGCCGACACAAUGAUAUACUCAAAAUGCUUGAUCGCAUCUCUAAAACUUCUCCCUUUAUGGCAAAGCUACAGGUUUUAUCUCAAAAGAAGAAGGGAAUAAAAAUCAAAGCUUACAAACCACCUUUUGUGGAGAAUGGAUUGGACUUUUACACUAGCUUGGAAACUAAUGGCCUCCUCGCUCAAAUUUUCAAAUUUGGACGAUCACAGCCAAGAUUGAUUGUCAGAUCUGUUAUCAACGAAAAUUACAUUAGCAUCUGUGGUGUCGCUUUAGGUCAUGGAGUCGUCUGUAAAAGGGCACCAGCUGAAGGGAACAAAAGGUGUUCAGAGCAUAAAGGCAUGAAAGUAAAUGGUUUCACAUCUAAGUUACUUAAAGAUGGAAAAUCAACUUUGGUUGCAAAUGAGUAUCCUAUAAACAAGACAUUCACCCCACCUUGUGGAGUCAUUUUGGAUGAUGGCUCUUGCUGUACAAGCAAACCAGUCCAAGGAAACAAGAGAUGCCUGGAGCAUAAGGGAAGGAAAAUCAAUAAUUUCCCUCAGCUAGUAAAUGAUAAGAAAGCAAAUUAUGUGUACGGUCCAGUUCUGGACUAUAAUACAUCCCUCAGUAAAGCUGGCCACACUGAUUCUAGCUCAACUAUAUGUGGAGUGGACCUAGACGAUGGGACUUUUUGCACCAGGCAACCUCCGGCGGCUAGAAAGAGGUGCGAGGAGCACAAGGGCAAGAGGAUCAAAGAGACCAUUAGUAUUUCCCAUAGAGAUGAAAUCCCCAGCUCGUUUAUACAUUCAGGUCCCAAAAUUGGGAUACAGGAGAGCCAGAAUCAUUCACUUAUUCCUUCAGUUUUUUGUGAUAUAACUUCUCCAGCAUGUGGGGCAGCAACACAUGAUGGUUCAUUCUGCAGUAGAAAACCUACAGAAGGAAAUAAAAGAUGCUGGCAGCAUAAAGCAUCAUCACUAAAUAUUAUAUAUAUAUUAGGACACCACACGUAUAUACUUCCACUCACGUAUUUGCACAUACAUAGUUCCAGAACCAUUAGUGCAAAAAGGGGCUCCUUUAGAAAUAUUUAG
Coffea eugenioides is the source of this 1531-nucleotide messenger RNA. Its product is annotated as protein EFFECTOR OF TRANSCRIPTION 2-like. Gene Ontology annotation, biological process: regulation of DNA-templated transcription. The coding region runs from base 347 to 1531 and encodes 394 amino acids. The record is from RefSeq and is a predicted model, not a curated record. Gene Ontology annotation, molecular function: DNA binding. Lineage: Eukaryota; Viridiplantae; Streptophyta; Magnoliopsida; Gentianales; Rubiaceae. The transcript has a single exon.